UCCUCUCGGCGUGGGAGUCCGGCGAGGCCUCGGUCCCUCCACCCCGGCGCAGACCAUGCUGUGCCGCCUGCGCGCACGGUGGCCUCGAUCGCUGCGGCCGACCUCCCAGCUGCGCAUUGCCGGCUCGUGGCGUCCGCCGGCCCCCGCGAGCUGCGCCCAGCCCCGGCCUCCCACGAUGGGGGUGGCCGCGUCCGUGUCGGCGGUGGCCCCGGGCGGCGUGGGCGGCUGGUACGAGGCCCUGGCAGAGUCGACUCCCGUGCGGGCGGCGGAGGACGUGCUGCUGGGCGCGCACGCCGCCCUGGGCCUUCCCUGGUGGGGCAGCAUCCUGCUCACCACCGCGACCCUGCGUGGCGCCGUCACGCUGCCCCUGGCCGCCUAUCAGCAGUACAUCCUGGCCAAGGUGGAAAAUUUGCAACCAGAAAUAAAGAACAUUGCCAGACAUCUUAACCAAGAAAUUGCAGUUCAUGCAAGGCAGUUGGGAUGGUCCAAAAGAGUGAGCAAGCUCACUUACCUAAAGAAUAUGAGGAGGCUGGUUUCAGAGCUGUAUGUUCGGGAUAACUGCCACCCUUUCAAAGCCACUGUGCUGGUCUGGAUUCAGCUACCAAUGUGGAUCUUCGUGUCUGUUGCCCUCAGGAAUUUUUGCAUAGGGGCGGCACAUUCAGAAGGCAUUUCUGUUCAGGAGCAGUUAGCUUCUGGUGGGGUCCUGUGGUUUCCUGACCUCACAGCACUGGAUUCCACUUGGAUUCUGCCUGUCUCUGUAGGUGUCAUCAACUUAUUAAUCGUGGAGAUCUUUGCUCUGCAAAAAAGUGGAAUGUCCCCUUUUCAGAUGUAUAUCACACAUUUUGUGCGUGUUGUAUCGGUAUUGAUGAUUCCAGUUGCUGCAGCAGUACCUUCAUCAGUUGCUCUCUACUGGUUCUGCUCCAGCUUCAUGGGCCUCUCACAGAAUUUGCUGCUGCGUUCUCCUGGAUUUCGCCAACUUUGCCGAAUACCACCGACAAAGUCAGACUCAGACACACCUUAUAAAGACCUCUUUGCUGCCUUUUAUGCCAAGUUCAUUUCAAGAAAAUGACCUGUUUUUCAGUCAUUUUGAAAUAAUUGCAACUAUCACCAUCACUGUAAUGUAUCAGAUUUAGGUAUUAUUUAAUUUACCUUUUUUAAAAAUCAUGAACUUCAUAAAGUACUAUUCGCUUAGCUAUAAAAUCCAAGUAUAUCUGACAGCAUCCUAGUCUUUUAGUACUAGAAAUGUAGU
Dipodomys spectabilis (banner-tailed kangaroo rat) is the source of this 1249-nucleotide messenger RNA. Its product is annotated as cytochrome c oxidase assembly protein COX18, mitochondrial. The record is from RefSeq and is a predicted model, not a curated record. The transcript has 6 exons. Gene Ontology annotation, biological process: mitochondrial respiratory chain complex IV assembly; protein insertion into mitochondrial inner membrane from matrix. Bases 56 to 1069 code for a protein of 337 amino acids. Gene Ontology annotation, molecular function: membrane insertase activity. Gene Ontology annotation, cellular component: mitochondrial inner membrane. NCBI's taxonomy places the organism in Eukaryota, Metazoa, Chordata, Mammalia, Rodentia, Heteromyidae.